Molecule: messenger RNA, 537 nt
Organism: Mercurialis annua (annual mercury)
Lineage: Eukaryota; Viridiplantae; Streptophyta; Magnoliopsida; Malpighiales; Euphorbiaceae
Exons: 1
Coding region: 111-515 (134 amino acids)
Source: RefSeq, a predicted model, not a curated record
GUUCCACCACCUAAUUGAGUGUAACUCAAUUGGAAAUAAAAUCAUUAAAUUUCAAUUUAUGAAAACUUUCUUGAUUCAAGAAAAACAAAAUCAUUUUCUUUUAAAGAAAAAUGGAGCCAAUCAAGAUUCAAGAAAAACAAACUAAAUUAAAUAUUUUAGCUUCAAUGUUUUUCUUGUUUGUAAUAUUUCUUUGUUCUUCAUUUUCAAUUCCAACAUUUUUGAGCUCCAACAUUAGCAAGAACUACAUGUUCUUUAUUUGCAAUGGAAUUCUUGUAAUUAUUGUCAAGAAUUCUGGUUUAAUGGGAACAGAAAGUAAAUCCACAAUCAAGAAUGGAGAAACCCCAUGGAAACCAGAUGAUAAAAUAGUUGUUUAUGAAGAAAAAAUGGCCAUGCAAGUUAUUGAAGAAGAUCAAGAUUUAGAAGAGGAAGAAAUUGAUUUGCUUAGUGCUGAAGAGUUGAACAAGAAAUGUGAUGAUUUUAUUAGAAAGAUUAAACAACAACUUGUUUUUGUUUAGUUUGUGAAUAUAUUUUUCUCAA